AUGUUACAAGAUAUAAACUCAAAAAAAGAAUUCUCAUCAAUCUUAAAAGAAAAUUCAUCUCAAUCAGAUUCAAAUAAUUUAAUCGUAUUAGAUUUUUUCGAUGAUUGUACUCAUUGUUCAGAAAUGAAUCAUAAAUUAAAUGAAAUUUCAGAAAAAUAUGAUUCAAUUAGCUUACUCAGUAAGGAUAGAGAUAUUAAAUUUUACAAAGUUAAUAUAGAAGAUGAUAAACUGUUAGCUAAUGAAUAUUCUAUUAGUUCUAUUCCUACUACUUUGUUUUUUAAAAAGGGGAAAUUGAUUGAUAAGGUUGUCGGUCCUGAACCAAAUGAGAUUAAGCAGGUUAUUGAAGAUAAUGAUUUGAUUUGA
This is a messenger RNA of Lodderomyces jiufengensis, 363 nucleotides long. It is a transcript of the gene TRX2, whose product is annotated as Trx2p. The transcript has a single exon. Lineage: Eukaryota; Fungi; Ascomycota; Pichiomycetes; Serinales; Debaryomycetaceae. The record is from RefSeq and is a predicted model, not a curated record. The coding region runs from base 1 to 363 and encodes 120 amino acids.